AUGGAUAAUACAGGUCAAUGGAAUAUAUCUUUGAUAGAUUAUGUUUUCACACCUGUGAUUUCAUCUAGAAUAAAAUCCAUAUACAUCAAUGUAGGAAAUCAGGAUAAACUUAGGUGGGAGGGAACUAAAAAUGGGGAACUCACUACUAAGUCAGCAUAUAGGAUACUGUCACAUGAACAUCAUGAUAAUGUAGAUAAAGUGUGGAACAAAAUAUGGCGCAUGAAAAUUAUCCCCAGAGUGAAUUUAUUCACUUGGAGAAUGGCGGCUGAUGUUUUACCUUUAAGAGAAAAUAUGAAUGGUUUUCUGAAACAUGUGAAUCCCUGUUGUGUGCUAUGUAAUGAUAAUCAACCAGAGACAUCAGCACAUUUGUUUGUACAUUGUGCUUUUAAGAGAGCGGUUUGGUUUGGAUUAGGAAUUCAGAUUACGAGUUACAAUGCGGAUUUCAUGAAUUGGAUUCGCAGUUGGUUUUCACCUGAUAAAUGGGAAUGGAAAGAAAUAUCUAGUAUUUGUUGGCAGGAAAAUACAGGGGGAAGAUGCGUAGAAAAAAGGAGAAAUAAAUGUAUUUCUGCAUCAAAUACAACUUCUGCAGAAGAUGCAAAACAUGAUAUUUUCUAUGUGGAUGCUUCAUAUGAUGAGGAUAAUGGUACUUAUGGGGUUGGAAUAAUUUACUGGAGGGAUAAUAGGAUUGCUGACAUUUCUUUUUUCUCAGGAACCACCACAGGACCAACAACUGCAGAAGGAUUAACAAUACAAAAAACAGUGCAAUGGGCCACACAGUUGAAUCUAAGCAACAUCAGGAUAAGAAUAGAUUGUAAGGAAGCUGUAAACUUUUUGAACAACAAGACAUCUUCGUGGGAAUGGAGAACAAGAACAAUACUGAAGGAUGUGUCUAAUUUUUUGGAUAAUCAUGUUAAUAUAGACUGUAAAUAUGUUAAUAGGGCGUGUAGCGGGGAGGCGGAUACGCUGGAAAAAUGGAGUCGAAUUAGAAAAAAGUGUUUUGUAUCUAAUGACUAG
Molecule: messenger RNA, 1014 nt
Organism: Papaver somniferum (opium poppy)
Lineage: Eukaryota; Viridiplantae; Streptophyta; Magnoliopsida; Ranunculales; Papaveraceae
Exons: 2
Coding region: 1-1014 (337 amino acids)
Molecular function (GO): nucleic acid binding; RNA-DNA hybrid ribonuclease activity
Source: RefSeq, a predicted model, not a curated record